Molecule: messenger RNA, 1827 nt
Organism: Rangifer tarandus platyrhynchus (Svalbard reindeer)
Lineage: Eukaryota; Metazoa; Chordata; Mammalia; Artiodactyla; Cervidae
Source: the annotation of a GenBank genome assembly
AUGGGAAGUGUCACAGUUCGAUAUUUCUGUUAUGGAUGCCUUUUUACAUCUGCAGCCUGGACGCUUUUGCUUUUUAUUUAUUUCAACUUCAGUGAAGUGACUCAGCCACUUAAGAAUGUGCCCAUCAAGGGGUCUGGGCCCCACGGACCAUUCCCCAAAAAAUUUUAUCCCCGUUUCACUAGAGGCCCAAGUCAAGUAUUAGAAUCACAAUUCAAAGCAAACAAAAUUGAUGAUGUGAUAGAUAAUCACGUUGAAGAUCCAAAAAGAGGCAGUGUGAAAUUCUCUUCUGAAUUGGGUAUGAUUUUUAAUGAACGUGAUCAGGAGUUGAGAGACUUGGGGUAUCAGAAACAUGCCUUCAAUAUGCUUAUUAGUAACCGCUUGGGCUACCACAGAGAUGUGCCAGAUACGAGGAAUGCAGCAUGUAAAGACAAGUCUUACCCGGCGGAUCUGCCCGUUGCUAGUGUUGUUAUUUGUUUCUACAAUGAAGCUUUGUCUGCCUUGCUGCGCACGGUGCACAGUGUCCUGGACCGCACGCCCGCCCGGCUUCUUCAUGAAGUCAUCCUCGUGGACGACGACAGUGACUUCGAUGAUUUGAAAGGAGAACUAGAUGAAUACAUCCAAAAAUACCUCCCUGGAAAAAUCAAAGUGAUAAGAAAUCCAAAGCGCGAGGGCUUGAUUCGAGGAAGAAUGAUUGGAGCGGCCCACGCCACAGGAGAAGUCCUGGUGUUCCUGGACAGCCACUGCGAGGUGAACGUGCUGUGGCUGCAGCCCUUGCUGGCCACCAUCCAGGAGGACCGGCGGACGGUGGUGUGCCCGGUGAUCGACAUCAUCAGCGCCGACACCCUGGCCUACAGCUCGUCCCCUGUGGUGCGGGGGGGCUUCAACUGGGGGCUGCACUUCAAGUGGGACCUCGUCCCACUCUCUGAGCUCGGGGGACCGGAGGGAGCUACUGCACCAAUAAAGUCACCUACAAUGGCUGGAGGAUUGUUUGCCAUGAACAGAAACUAUUUCAAUGAACUUGGACAGUAUGACAGUGGCAUGGAUAUAUGGGGAGGAGAAAAUUUAGAAAUAUCUUUUCGGAUCUGGAUGUGUGGAGGUAAGCUGUUCAUCAUCCCUUGCUCUAGAGUUGGACACAUUUUCCGGAAAAGGCGGCCGUAUGGGUCCCCCGAGGGCCAGGACACUAUGACGCACAACUCCCUGCGGCUGGCACACGUGUGGCUGGACGAAUACAAGGAGCAGUAUUUUUCUUUAAGACCUGAUCUGAGAACCAGAAAUUAUGGAAACAUCAGUGAGCGUGUUGAAUUGAGAAAGAAGUUGGAUUGUAAAUCAUUUAAAUGGUAUUUGGAUAACAUUUACCCGGAGAUGCAGAUAUCUGGGCCCAAUGUCAAACCCCAGCAACCCAUUUUUAUCAACAGAGGGCCAAAGCGCCCCAAAGUCCUUCAGCGCGGAAGGCUCUAUCACCUUCAGACCAACAAGUGUCUGGUGGCCCAGGGCCGCCCGAGUGAGAAGGGAGGCCUCGUAGUGCUGAGGGCAUGUGACUACAGUGACCCAAACCAGGUUUGGAUUUACAAUGAAGAACAUGAGUUGGUCUUAAAUAAUCUCCUUUGCCUGGAUAUGUCAGAAACUCGCUCAUCUGACCCCCCGAGACUCAUGAAGUGCCAUGGGUCCGGAGGAUCCCAGCAGUGGACCUUUGGGAGGAAUAACCGGCUGUACCAGGUGUCAGCGGGCCAGUGCCUCAGAGCAGUCGAUCCACUGAGUCGCAAAGGCUCUGUUGCCAUGGCGAUCUGUGACGGCUCCUCCUCACAGCAGUGGCAUUUGGAAUCUUAA